Molecule: messenger RNA, 6016 nt
Organism: Lates calcarifer (barramundi perch)
Lineage: Eukaryota; Metazoa; Chordata; Actinopteri; Centropomidae
Gene: flrt1a
Product: fibronectin leucine rich transmembrane protein 1a
Exons: 3
Coding region: 908-2965 (685 amino acids)
Molecular function (GO): protein binding
Source: RefSeq, a predicted model, not a curated record
CCUCAGCCCGGCAGAUUGGAGAUUUUUUUUUUUCACUCUCUCUCUCUCUCUCUUUCUCUUUCAGAAAAUAAAACACGUUUUAGCGUCUCGGGGGCAAUUUAUUCAGUGCAAAUAGCGAGUAUAGCUGAGAGCCUGCAUAUUUUGCAAAGGUGCACGGAUGAGCAGGCACGGACCGGUCCGGCGACUAAUUACCAUAAUAAGGCGCACAAGUUCGCCAGCGAGUCAGGCGCGUUUUAUUUCUCCGUAUUACCAUGUAGCCAGUGCCGCAGCGGGGAGAUAAUCGGGCGGAGGGAGCAGUUACACAGAGAGAGAGAGAGAGAGCGAGAGAGAGAGAGAGAGAGAGAGAGAGAGAGAGAGAGAGGAGCUGGCAGCACAUGAUCACACAAGGCUAUCCAGUCACUGAUCAACUGGAGCAUUCGUAAUUGCGCUGGCGACAACAUAUGGGAAUACAACAAGGCGAGAUUGUGGUCACACCUGGUUGUGGAGGACGCCGGAGAACCCGUGCGGGAAAAGGGCGGCCAAAUCCGAGGGACUUUGCAUCAAACACAGCCGAGAGAGAGACACGGAGGGAGCGUGGCGUCCGAAGCGCCAUCCGGUAGAGAAUAAAUCUGAAGCCAGAGGUGACAACUAAUCUACGUCAAAGCCCAACGUAUAAAAACACAGAAGAAAGAGUUGUCUCCGAAAAAUAAGUGGGAGCACCUCCAGCAUCGGCCAGUUUUCACACUACAUGUCGAGAAGAUACAGUCUGCAGACACUGACGGAGUCGUGUUGGGAGGAAUAGUGCAAAUGGUGCAGCAGGACCUCCUCCCCUGUCAGCCCCACUUCAAAAAGGUGGAGGUCACAGGAUUCCAGCUCCCAUCAAGGAUUUGAGGAUUAACCACAGACCUGGGAAAGAGAGACAGUGCUUAUGUUCACCAUAAUGGCGCCUGCUAGAGUGGCCAAACUGCUGGCUCGGCUCUUCCUGCUGUUUCUCUGCUUGACACUACAUGCCGGUAUGCUUCAGUUUGCUGCAGCCACGAUACAAGGGUACAUUGGAGACAGGGACAUGAUAUGCCCAUCUGUAUGCAGGUGCGAUGAGGACUUUAUCUACUGUAAUGAUCGUGGCCUGAACUCCAUCCCCUCAUUGCCUCCUUCUGCGUCUGUCCUCUACCUUCAGAACAACCACAUAAACAACCCAGGCUUGCCCACAUCUUUGGAGCGCCAUCUUGCCGUCCGUGUGGUCUACCUCUAUGAUAACGAACUGGAUGAAUUCCCCAUGCACCUGCCACCAUCCGUGCGUGAACUGCAUUUACAGGACAACAACAUCCGCACUAUUCCUCGGAGUGCGCUGGCUCGGAUGCCCUUGUUAGAGAAGCUCCACUUGGAUGACAACUCUAUUUCCACUGUCAGUAUUGAGGAUCAGGCUUUUGCUGACAACCCACGGUUACGCCUGCUUUUCCUUUCACGCAACCAUCUGUCUAGUAUCCCCUCAGGAUUGCCUGCAUCUCUAGAAGAGCUGCGUCUGGAUGACAACCGAAUCUCCACUAUCCCAACCCAUGCCUUCCGAGGCCUCACCUCACUUAGAUGUCUUGUCCUGGAUGGGAACCUUUUGGCAAACCAGCGCAUUGCAGAUGACACAUUCUCCCGCCUUUCCAACUUGACCGAGUUAUCUCUAGUCCGUAACUCCCUCCAAACCCCACCUGUCAAUCUGCCCAGCGCCCAUCUGCAGCGCCUGUCUCUACAGGACAAUGCCCUCACUCAUAUGCCACGUGGUUCCUUGGAUGGCAUGCGCAGGCUCCAGAGGCUAGACCUGUCAGGAAACAAUCUGACCACCCUGCCGAGGGGACUGUUCAAAGACCUGGACAGCCUGGGUCAGCUGCUGGUGCGAGGUAAUCCUUGGCACUGUGGCUGCAACCUCCGCUGGUUAUAUGAUUGGCUGCAUGCCCGUGGUAAUUCUAUCACUGUCAGAGGUCUCACCUGCCAUGGACCUGAUAGAGUGCGAGACAUGGCUUUGACAGACCUUACCAGUGAAAUGGAGGAAUGUGAGGUGGUGAGGACAGCAGGGACCAGAGACAGAGUGGGGGGAGGUGGAGUGGAUAGCUCUACUACUCACACCCCUCCACAAGGCUCUCUCUUCACCCUUCGCUCAAAACGACCUGGACUGGGGCUUCCUGAUUCUGGCUUAGACUACACUCUUAGCAGCAGUGCUGUUGGGAAGAGCCUGGCCCUCAAUGUGAAGCCUCUCUCUCACAACAGCGUCCGUGUUACCUGGAGCGUGGCUCAGCCCACCUCCUCUUUCAGACUGAGCUGGCUCCGACUGGGCACUGGGAAUGCUAUGGGAUCAAUCACGGAGACGUUGGUCCGGGGGGACCGUCGAGAGUACCUGCUCACUUCGUUGCAACCUCGCUCGAGCUACAUCAUUUGCAUGGUGCCUUUGCCUGCCAGUUCAGAAAGCAAAGGGGGGAUUUCUGGAGAUGCUGACUCUGAUGAAGCUUUGGUGUGCGCAAAAGCUGAAACGUCAGACCUCACCCCACUGGAGGAGGAGGAGGAUGAGGAUUCACAGCAAAUGACAGCGCUGCCCUUGGCAGGGAUUAUUGGUGGGGCCUCCGCCAUUGUAUCUCUGGCUCUCAUUUUUGGCAUCUUCUGUUGGUACGGACAUAGGACUGGGCAUUUGUGUUCUCGUGACCACUAUACUCGCAGCAGCUCUCGAAAAAGCAAAAGCUAUGAUGAUUACAUCGAGUCAGGCACCAAGAAGGACAAUACCAUCUUGGAGAUCCGUGGCCCGGGGUUCCAGAUGACGCCUAUGGCGGCUUGCCAGCCAAUGCAGCCUAAACCGCUACGAGAGGAUUACAUCAUUCACACCAUAUUCCCCUCCAAUGGCACUGGCCUGUACAAAGGUGCCAACCAUGUUUCUAAUGCAGGACAUGGCACCAACCGUGGCUAUAGAGAAGGAGGAAUCCCAGAUAUAGACUACUGUUACACAUGAUGUACUGUACCAGAUCCUGUUCACAGUGUUAUCGGUAAACUGUAUAGAUGCACAAUUUCCCUUCGCAUGGACACUUCUGAAGCACCCCUCUGUGCCUUCUUCUUCUGGUCACCCAUUCCAAAUUACCUGCUGUUCAAUGCACUGAAAGUACUGUAUGUGAUUAACUGGAACUGAAACCAUGUGGGAACAGUUCACUGCAGGAAGCAGCAGCCUGUGCCCCAGGUGUAAAUGCACAGCUGACCACUUCUUCACCAUCUUAGUAAUGGCCUGUGUAUGUUUUCUUUUCUGCUCUUUCCCUGUGACAUGUAAACAAAGAAUGUAUCCACUGUGGAAAGGUCAAACUCAGCUUAGGUGCAGGUAGAGUUCCUCCUCCACACAUGGGAGCCACAGCAGUCAGUUCUAAAGGGAUUAAGAAAUGAUGAGGAACAGACAUUUUUGGUACUCAUUUCCUGCUCACUGAUCAUAACACAGUAUGUAGUCUUAUCAACUCAUUGUUCCAAAUGCCUCAACUAUAUUGAUGUGCCCUACCAGCUAUCCAAGGAAAGGGCUUUGUAAAGCUGUGAAUUGUUCUAUUUCAAACGAUCCAAUAACCACUUGUCUUAAAGUAGGCUUGUUAUUACCUUAUUCAUUAGUUGGCAGGUUGAAGAUCUUAUCAGGGCUGUUUGGCCUUGGUUAUACCUCUCGAGAUCAUUCACCUGAGAUCAGUAUUGUAGUGCUGCGUCAGAUUAUGCAGCACAAGCGUGUAGAUAAUUUACUUAGAUACCGACUGGGCUGUGUUUGAAAAACGCUUUGCUAUUUUUAUCAGUGGUUUGUUUAGUAAUCAAAUCCUGCACAGCUCUCUUUAUUUAUUUAUUUUAUUCCUUAUGUGAUGGUUUUUGUCUCUGCUAAAAUGGCUUUUUUUAAUUUUCUCAUUCAUGUUUGUCAUUACUGAUGAAACCCAGCUUUGGUGAAGACAGUGGAUUUGGUUCAUCUUAACAACAAAAUAUGAGAAGUGAAGACAACAUCCUGACGGCUGUCUCCCAGUUCAUGUUUUCUUAAAUGCAGCAGAGUGAAUUUCUGAGACUGUUUAUAAUAUGUAAUUUGAAAAUUAGACCCCAUCCAAAGACUAGCAUGUCAGCCCACUGAGACGGUAGAAACCAACCUCAGUCCCUCUUUUCCCAUUUUGUGCCUGUGUGCUUAACCUGUGACUUCAUUUGAUGACUUAUGGUUAUAAAAUGUUUCUUCCACAUUCUUAUAGUGAUGACAGUGUUCACAGAGAAUCCAGACAGGACAAAAUACUAAUGUGGAGCCUCCUGUGAGAGGCAGACUUCUGUGAGUGAACUUUGAAAUGAGGGCAAGAACUGUGAGUGCAACUGAGGAGAACUGAGGAGACUCAAACCGCAACACUGUUGACCUGCACUGUGGGGCAGCGGCCAAGCUGUGGGUGGGUGGAUGGACUGGCGGGGGAGUUUGGAGGUGGAUUGACUCCUCAGUAAGGGGAGUUCAUUGAUGUUUGUUUUAGCAAAGGUAAAAGGCCUCCACUCAUUCCACCUCUUUUAUUACUGAGCAGCACUAAAAAUGUAAAUGUAUUAGCACUUAGUAGAGAGCAGGGAUAAAUGUAAUGACGGCAAGGGGAGACGGAGAGUAAAGAAACAUCUCUAGGCACGGACAAAGAUACAGAAUAGAUGGCUGUGGCACGUUGGAGUUCACCCAUGCAUAAAUCUGUUUUUCAUAUUCAGCUUCUCCCCUUGGGUUUAAUAUUGUCCAUCAGUUGUUUACCACUGUGUUGCUUCCAAAGGGGAAACCAAUUGUGCUUCCUUGACUUUGCUGUCUGCCAGAGUUUUACACUGGACUCAGACAAUAUGUCAGUGGAAUGUAUAUUUUAUCUUGCACCCAAAAUCAUUGGCUUAAUCAAAUAACAUCUUACUGGCCUGGCUAAUUAUAUUUUGGGGAAUGUUGAUAUAGUGUAAUUGGUAUUUUAUAGUGGGUCUAUUCAAGACACGUACUUCCUCAUCAUUUGUAUAAAUAAUACCAUGGCCACAGCCACAUGAGUAUUUUUUCUGGUCAAAAUAUAGAAAGUAAUGGUGCCAUAACUUUGCGUAAAAAAAUUAUGUGAACCUGAGAUAUGUGUGGAAUUUGCUUUAUAAGUUCAUCUUCAGAGGGGAUCAAUAAAAAGUUUUAUAAUCUUGGUAUUACUGCAACCUGUCAUUUCACCUAAUGCCUGAGGAGACUGACUUUUUUUCUAACCCACUAUAACUUCUUGACCUGAAAAUAACCUUGCAUGGAGAUAGGAGUAGGAGAUAAACUUCUAUCCCAAGGAGUCAGCGUACUAAAAAUUAGACCUACAUAUUGUUUUCAUUUGAUGAGCAACACUGGGAUAAAACACGGCCAACUGCAGCCUGAAGCCAGACACCUGGAACCAGCUAAGAUUAUAAGAUGGAGCUGAGAAGCAUCAACAGGCCGCUGCCCUUGGUGACGUAGCAUUUACAUGCAGCCUGGGACUGCACAUGGCUGAAUGAGUCCAACUCCAGAUGAACAACUUCAUCAGAACACUUAAGAUGAAAUGGAGCAACCAGCCUCAACUAGGUUGAAAUUUCAGUUCACUUGAAAGGCCUCAGUGACCUCUGAAUCUCAUCCAUCUAUGAGACAGGAACUUGCUUCAUUUAGGGAAGGAAAACAAAGUUGUUUCAUUUUCAAUACAAAUUAGUCCAAGUCAGUUAUCAUUUUAUUUUUUAGAGAUUGAAUUUGAAAAAGUGGGGCUUGUCUUUAAUUCAUGGACUAGACCAUUUCAUGUUCACAUGUUUCUUUCCGAGUUAGUCUGGCCUAAAAGUCUUUUGUUAGGUCAUUUUAACCUGUGUAAUGUGUUUUGCUGCUUCUUUAAGAACCAGAGAUAAAAUCUGUCAAACAGUGAAGAAUUACAGCUGUCACACCUCAAAAAGUCUGAAAGAUGAUGUCAGUGAAAAUUGUUUUGAUUUCAACUGUCUGACAGGAGAGACUAAUACACAAAUGUGGGUUUUACAUAGUACUGUAUUUCAUGUUUCACUUACAUGCAAGAAAAGACUUCACUCAUGA